GGCCGCGGCUCCUUCAAGACCGUCUACAAGGGGCUGGACACGGAGACCACCGUGGAGGUGGCUUGGUGCGAGCUGCAGACGCGGAAGCUGUCGAAGACAGAGCGGCAGCGGUUCAGCGAGGAGGUGGAGAUGCUGAAGGGGCUGCAGCAUCCCAACAUCGUUCGCUUCUACGACUCCUGGAAGUCAACCAUCAAAGGGCAGAUCUGCAUUGUGCUGGUCACAGAGCUCAUGACAUCUGGCACCCUGAAAACGUACUUGAAGCGGUUUAAGGAGAUGAAGCUGAAGGUGCUGCAGCGCUGGAGCCGGCAGAUCCUCAAGGGGCUGCAUUUCCUGCACACCCGCUCCCCUCCCAUCAUCCACCGUGACCUCAAGUGUGACAACAUCUUCAUCACGGGCCCCACGGGUUCGGUCAAGAUUGGGGACCUGGGCCUGGCCACACUUAAGCGAGCCUCCUUUGCCAAGAGUGUCAUAGGCACCCCCGAGUUCAUGGCACCAGAGAUGUACGAGGAGAAGUACGAUGAGGCGGUGGAUGUCUACGCCUUCGGGAUGUGCAUGCUGGAGAUGGCCACCUCAGAGUACCCCUAUUCUGAGUGCCAGAACGCUGCCCAGAUCUACCGCAAGGUCACCUCGGGCCUGAAGCCCAGCAGCUUCUACAAGGUGAAGGUGCCAGAGCUGAAGGAGAUUAUUGAAGGCUGCAUCCGCAUGGACAAGAAUGAGAGGUACACCAUCCAGGACCUGCUGGAGCACUCCUUCUUCCAGGAGGACACGGGGGUGCAUGUGGAGCUGGCUGAGGAGGAUGAUGGUGUCAAGUCUGGGCUCAAGCUCUGGCUGCGCAUGGAUGACACAAAGAAGCUGCACGGCAAAUACAAGGACAACAAUGCCAUCGAGUUCCUCUUUGAGCUCCACAAGGAUGUAGCAGAGGAAGUGGCCCAGGAGAUGGUGGUCCUGGGCUUCAUCUGUGAGGCCGAUUACAAACUGGUGGCCAAGGCGGUGAGGGAUCGUGUGGCUGCCAUCAAGCGCAAGCGGGAGAAGCUGAAGCGUGUCCAGGACGUGCCAUCACCUGCGGAGCCAGAGCAGCCGCCGGGUGUCCUGCAGCUGCUGGAGGAGCUCAAGUCCCCACGGCCACCCGGUGCCCCCGCGCCUGCCCCAGCCAUCCCCGGCUCCAGGGACUCCGUCUUCAGCAGCACCUUCCCCCCGGAGCCUGAGGAGCCCGAGGCCGACCAGCACCAGCACUUUGCCUACCAGCACACCAGCUACUCCUCGGCCACCUCUGACUGUGAGACAGAUGGAUAUCUGAGCUCCUCCGGCUUCCUGGACUCCCCAGACCUGGCCCACCGCAGUUUUGUGGCUGGGGACCCUGCCAGCCCUCCUCCCACCCGGCCCGUGCGCUGCUUCCCCACGAGCAUCGCGGUGCAGCUGCCCACAGAGCGCUUGCCCCCCGCUAGCGGCUUCUCCUCCCCGGUGGACAGCUACACCUCAGAUGUGGCAUCAGGCAUGAGCGAUGGCUGCGAGGGGCUCUCGGCCAGUGAGCAGAGCACGAAGCUGCCGCCCAAGCGAGCCUCGGGGAAGCUGCUGCGGCGCCGAGCCCGGUCCAGGCUGCGCAUAACCAACAUCUCCGACAAGAGUGACCGGGUGGUGGAGUGCCAGCUGCAGACCUACAACAACAAAAUGGUGACCUUCAAGUUUGACCUGGAUGGGGACAACCCGGAGGAAAUUGCAGCUGUCAUGGUCCACAACGAGUUCAUCCUCAAGUCGGAGCGGGAUGGCUUCAUCAACCGCAUCCGGGACAUCAUCCACCGCGUGGAGACCCUGCUCCGCAAGGACGGGCGCAGCGGCGCCGAGCUGCCCAGGAGCCCCGAGGCUGAGGGUGGCGUGGGCAGCCCCGUGGACCUGCAGCUGCAGGGGCUCUCGCGCUCCAUCUCCUCCUCAUCCUCGCUCAGUGAUCUGAGCUGCACCAGUCCCAGACUUUCUGUGCAGUCCCCCGUCCCGCCAUCAUUGAGCCGCUCCCCGUCAGAGACGGACCUGGCCAGCCCUGUAGAGGCACCCAGAGCCCCGGCACCGCUGGAGGCCCCCGCAGGCUCCGUGCAGACCUGGCCACUCAUCUCAAUGGCUCCCUCCUGGCUCACGUCGUCACCGGUGUUCCCACAGACCCCCACAAGGACCUCAGAGGGGCCUGUCCCACCGGCCCUGCCCCAAGCACUCCUAUCCCCACAGCCUCUCCCCACGUCCCCUGUCUCCUGUGAGCUCAGCAGCCCCCUGAGCCCCCCUGUGACCAGCACAUCCUGGUCCCCCACCACUCCCCUCCUGACCCUGGCCAACGUCUUCUCCUUGGCAGUGAUGAGCGUGGCCCAAACGCUGCUGCCCACUGUCUCCCCUAUCGCCAGCUCAGGUGGGCACCUCUACCCUCCACUGCUGCCACGGCCAGAGAGUCUUGUCCUGGGGGCCCCACGCUUUGUCUACCCCGACCCCACAAGCACAGUCAAGCCAGUCCCAGCUGGCAGUGGGAUCCUGGAGUCAGCAGGGGCUGACGUCCCCACUGCUGGGGGGCCCAUAUCCUUCCCACCCCCAGCACCAGCCCCAAUGUACCCCACAGACAGUGAGGCCAUGGGCAGUCCCCUGCCACCGCUGAGCUCGUCCACGCCAGGGAGCCCAGAGGGCAGCACGGUGCCACCCUGUGUCCCCAAGCCCAGCCAUUCACUCAUCGUGUCGGAGUUGCCGGCCCCCACCGUGCGCACGGCCCAGCUCUCACCCAUCAACGAAGAAGCCAAGCCCCAGGUGCUGGGCCGGUUCCACGUGAUACCAACCAAGGACCUGCCUGUGCCCUCCCCUGUGCAAAAUGGGAGCAGCAGCGAGGGAGAACAGCAAGUGGGGCCAGUGAGUGGCUCCCCGCCUCCCAUGGUCCCUGACACGAGCCACAGCUCAAGCAACGACUCGGAUGCAGUGCUGGAGGCAGCGGAGCAGGAAGCCAAGGCUGAGGAGGUGCUGGCCAAGGAGGGCACCAUGCCAGUGGCACCGCUGGAGAGCGACCAGGAAGGCCCUGGGGAGGAGGGCACAGACAGCACCCCCCAGGCCGUGCUGAGCCAGGUGUGGCUGAGCUACCCCCGCAGCCUGACCUAUGUGAGCAGCGACGACACCGAGAGCGAGGACGAGGAGAUCUGGGAGGAGCUGCAGAACCUGCGCCAGAAGUGA
This is a messenger RNA of Manacus vitellinus (golden-collared manakin), 3189 nucleotides long. RefSeq names its product WNK lysine deficient protein kinase 4 (gene WNK4). The record is from RefSeq and is a predicted model, not a curated record. The transcript has 17 exons. NCBI's taxonomy places the organism in Eukaryota, Metazoa, Chordata, Aves, Passeriformes, Pipridae. Gene Ontology annotation, molecular function: protein serine/threonine kinase activity; chloride channel inhibitor activity; potassium channel inhibitor activity. The annotation marks the transcript as partial. Gene Ontology annotation, cellular component: cytosol; cytoplasm. Gene Ontology annotation, biological process: negative regulation of sodium ion transport; monoatomic ion homeostasis; intracellular signal transduction.